AUGAGGGCGACAUUGGCUUUAAUAACCCUGUUGGGGGGCACGACGGUGUCGGCUCUGCGCGACGACAACAAUAUAACACAGACGAUUCGAGUGGACAAUUCCACCACAGACCCCACCGCAUAUGAUUAUGUCGUGGUCGGCAGCGGCCCUGGAGGCGGUCCUCUGGCUUCACGGCUGGCGAUUGCAGGGUACAGAGUCCUCCUGAUCGAGGCGGGAGACGACCAAGGCGAGGCAACGUGGCAGCAGGUGCCGGCUUUGCAGCUCCAGGCCACAGAGUUUACGCCCAUGCGGUGGGAUUACUUUGUCAACCACUACCAGGACCUUGCGCGGCAGGAACAGGAUUCCAAAAUGGUCUGGAAGACUCCCUCCGGAGACGAGUACGUCGGGAACAGUCCGCCAUCUGGCUCGACUCCCCUGGGGAUCUGGUACCCACGCACGGGAACCCUGGGAGGUUGCUCGGCGCAUAACGCAAUGAUCACCAUCUAUCCACACGAGAGCGACUGGAAUAAUAUCGCGUCAAUCACGGGUGAUAGUUCCUGGAGUGCCGGGAACAUGCGCAAAUACUUUGAGCGCUUGGAACGGUGCAGAUAUCUCCCCAACAGUGUCGUCGGCCACGGCUUUGAUGGUUGGUACGAGACCAGUCUCACGGAAUUGUCGCUGGCAGUCGAGGACCAGAAACUGUUGUCGCUCAUAAUCGCGGCGGGAACGGCAAUGGGUAAGGGUCUGCUCGGGAUGGUGCUCAACACGGUGGCUGGGUUGGGAGAAGUCUUGCUCAGAGACAUCAAUGCCGAUGUUCCCGGCCGGGACUCUCAGGAGGGCCUGUACCAGGUCCCAAUUGCAGUUACCGAGGUGGACAAGAAACGCAAUGGUCCGCGCGACUUUAUCCUCGACACCGCAAACGCCGUCAACGCAGACGGAUCGCGCAAGUACCAUCUCGACGUCAAGCUCAACACCUUGGUGACAAAAGUCCGGUUUGACACUUCUGGAUCCAAGCCGAAGGCCGUUGGCGUCGACUAUCUAGAAGGACAAAGUCUGUAUCGCGCCGACCCUCGCGCGGGCUCAGCAGCGGGUGGCACCCCGGGUAGCGUCAAUGCGAGUCGGGAGGUGAUCAUCUCUGGUGGUGCGUUCAACUCGCCGCAAUUGCUCAAAUUAUCUGGUAUUGGACCUGCUGCUGAGCUAUCCAAAUUCGGCAUCCCCGUGGUUGUCGACCUACCAGGUGUGGGAACCAACUUGCAGGACCGUUAUGAGGCAACGCUUGUGGGAGACAGUAACACCGACUUUGCCAUCACCAAGGACUGUACCUUUCUCCGCACUGAGCCUGACCCAUGCUUGGAGCAAUGGCAAACUCAACCAGGUCCCUUUCUCAAAGGCACAUACGCGACCAACGGUAUUGCCAUUGCUGUGAUCAAAAAGUCGUCUGUUGCGGACGGGGAUCCCGAUCUCUUGAUUUCUGGUGCUCCCGCAUUCUUCACAGGCUACCAUCCCGGAUAUUCGAAUGAGUCACUGAAAGACGCCCACCACUGGGCCUGGAUCGUUCUCAAGGCGCAUUCGCGAAACAACGCCGGGACUAUCACCCUGCGUUCCACCGAUCCGCGCGACACGCCCGUCAUCAAUUUCAAUUACUUCGACACAGGGAUCACUACCGACGACGCCGACGAAAAGGACUUGCAAGCCACAUACGAGGGCAUGGAGUUGUCGCGCAAGAUGUUCCAAGACUAUAUACCGCUGCAGGGCACGUUCAAGGAGGUUUGGCCGGGCAAUAAAGCCACAACGGAGGCUCAGAUGAAGGACUGGAUAAAGAAAGAAGCCUGGGGACAUCAUGCGAGCUGCACAUGUCCUAUCGGCGCCGAUGACGACAAGAUGGCGGUCCUAGAUUCCCAGUUCCGUGUUCGAGGUGUUGACGGGUUGAGAGUGGUCGAUGCGAGUGUCUUUCCCAAAAUCCCGGGAUUCUACAUCGUGCUGCCCACGUAUAUGAUUAGUGAGAAGGCAGCGGAUGUGAUUCUGGAGGAUGCUGCCAGUACGUGA
Messenger RNA from Fonsecaea pedrosoi CBS 271.37, 2025 nucleotides. RefSeq lists its product as uncharacterized. Bases 1 to 2025 code for a protein of 674 amino acids. The record is from RefSeq and is a predicted model, not a curated record. Lineage: Eukaryota; Fungi; Ascomycota; Eurotiomycetes; Chaetothyriales; Herpotrichiellaceae. The transcript has 2 exons. Gene Ontology annotation, molecular function: oxidoreductase activity, acting on CH-OH group of donors; flavin adenine dinucleotide binding.